Molecule: messenger RNA, 1530 nt
Organism: Penicillium daleae
Lineage: Eukaryota; Fungi; Ascomycota; Eurotiomycetes; Eurotiales; Aspergillaceae
Product: Zn(II)2Cys6 transcription factor domain-containing protein
Exons: 6
Coding region: 1-1530 (509 amino acids)
Biological process (GO): positive regulation of transcription by RNA polymerase II
Cellular component (GO): nucleus
Molecular function (GO): transcription cis-regulatory region binding; zinc ion binding; DNA-binding transcription factor activity, RNA polymerase II-specific
Source: RefSeq, a predicted model, not a curated record
AUGCGUGUGACCAAGGGCUGUGCUCGCUGUCGCCAUCGUCACGCCCGCUGUGUAGUACCCGCCGGUGCGUCAUCGUGCUCGCGCUGUACGCGUCUAGGCCGGCAAUGCCAUCUCCAGCCGCGCUUCCAUUUCAAGCCUGUCCGCCAUAUCUGGCAGCAAUGCGAGGAUGCUCCCUCGCGCUUCGAUCUCGUUUGGGAUGAACAGCAGGUCUGGGUCGGGGUUUCAAGCCCAGUGACCUUCGUGCGAGAGACCGACGACUUUAGACGUGAAACCCCCGAGCCGGACGAGAAUGACCGGGGCUUUGAGCUCGCAUAUUCAGCGCCAGACGAUAGCCAACUCACACUUCCAGAACUGAUUGAAUCUAUUCCGACCGAAAUACCCUCGAACGAUUCCACCAGUCAAGAACCAAGUGAUGUCGCAGCACCGUCCCCGCGAGAGGCAUACUUGAUCCGCUCUUAUAUUCAAAAGAUUGCAGCCGUAGCAGAUAUAUGUGACCCCCAGUCGCACUUCAGCACCGAAGUCCCACGCCGAGCACUAGAGGAACCGAUGCUUCUAAAAGCUCUCCUAGCCCUCGCUGCCAGGCACGAUGCUAUAUUGACAAAUAACGACGACUGCGAAGCAUCAGGCUUCCACGGAGAAUGCCUACAAUUACUCAUCAUCGCCCUAAAUCAACCAGAGGAAACCUACGACGAUAACCUCCUCAUCACCGUCGUCGUCCUCCGGUUCUACGAAGAACUCGAAAGAACAACAGACAGAAAAUGCCACCUCCUCGGAUCCAACCGCCUCCUCAAUCUCAUGUCUCGGUCUGCGUCGUCGGGGGGAUUGGCCGAGGCAGUGAGCUGGCAAUUCCUGCGUCAAGCUAUCUAUUCGUCUAUAGCGCAGUAUGAGCCGAUACAACUGGAUUUGCGGAAUUAUGAGCGCUCUUCGGUCUUCCAUCGGGAUGAUGAUGCGGCACUAGCGAAUGCGAUUAUCUUUUUCUGCGCGCGUAUUGUUCAGCUAUGUUGCGCCGUGCCGGGAUACGCUAUUGAUCGGAAAAGCUGGCAGCGACUGGCAGAUUGUGUCGAGGAGUGGCAUUGCAAUAUGCCGCGGAGUUGGCAGCCACUGCGAUAUCAGCCGCCCAAUUUGUCUGCGGAUCAACCUUUUCCUGAAUUAUGGAUCAUGUCGCCGCCUGCUGUCGUUGGGUUGCAAUAUUACCACGCCUCUAGAAUAUUCCUUACAUUAUCAGAUGCACCAUCGCAACAAAUGACAGAUUAUGAAAUGUCGCGAGCCCGCCUCAUCGCAGAGAAAACAGUUGCAAGCCACCUUGUAAUGGCUAUUGGACUAUCAUUAUCGAACGAAAGUGUUCAAAACAGCUACUUCAUCGCCUCGCAUUUGCUUCAACGCUUUGGAUAUUGCUUGAGGCAACCAGCUGAGCAGCAGGGAGCGCUGAGAUUUUUGUCUCGAGUAGAGAAGAACCUGGGGUGGCGUACCUCGUGGAUCGGGCGAGAAUUAGAGCAACAGUGGACAGAGAGGGCUACAUUGAGCUCUUGA